Molecule: messenger RNA, 588 nt
Organism: Penicillium riverlandense
Lineage: Eukaryota; Fungi; Ascomycota; Eurotiomycetes; Eurotiales; Aspergillaceae
Product: guanylate kinase
Exons: 1
Coding region: 1-588 (195 amino acids)
Biological process (GO): purine nucleotide metabolic process
Cellular component (GO): cytosol
Molecular function (GO): GMP kinase activity
Source: RefSeq, a predicted model, not a curated record
AUGACUCUAGCACCACCACCAGACCGCAGAUGCAUCGUGAUAUCGGGACCAUCAGGCGUUGGAAAGGGAACAUUAAUCCAAAAACUAUUCGACGCGCACCCAGACACCUUCGCACUAAGUGUCUCCCACACAACGCGCCAGCCUCGUCCCGGCGAGCGCGAAGGUAUAAACUACUUCUACAUCUCUACCGCCGAGUUCUCCACCCUCGUCUCCCAGGGCGCAUUUGUAGAAUAUACAUGUUUUAGCGGCAAUUACUACGGCACCAGCAAGCAGACAAUUGCCGACCAGAUGGCGAAGGGAUUGGUUGUUGUCCUGGAUAUCGAGAUGGAUGGUGUCAAACAGAUACAAGAGAAUCGCGCUAUUGAUGCGCGGUAUGUUUUUGUCCAGCCGCCCGGUUUAGAAGCCCUUGAGGCGCGUCUGAGGAGUCGCGGGACGGAGAAUGAAGAACAGGUUCAGAGAAGAUUGGCGCAGGCUAAGGCUGAGAUGCAGUUUGCGCAGCAGGGUGUGCAUGAUAAGAUCAUUGUUAAUGAUGAUCUUGAGAAGGCGUAUCAGGAGCUGGAGGAGUUUGUAUAUCGGCCCGCGUCGUAG